AUGGGCGAGGAACAUUCCCCAGAGUCGGUUGGCCGAGUGUGCGACCGAUGCCGUGUUCGAAAGGUAGGCUGUGCACUUAUCAACGUUUGUACAGUGACUAAAAUUGAAGGGAUAAUAAGAUCCGCUGCGAUAGAUUAUUUCCGUGCUCCAAUUGCCGAACUGUCCAAAAAGCCUGUAGCUUGGUUGGAUCUACGCACGGGAUACGGCAAUCCAAACAAAGAGUCCUCAUCUCCUCACAGUAAUCGCAUAGAGAACCGUCUCGAAGGUAUUGAACAGCUCUUGCGUAGGGCCUUUGAUGAAGAACCUAGCAGUAGGAGUGUUCCGAGACCUCCCGCGUCGUUCCCCACGGACUCAUUCAAUGUCUCCCAAGACUUUGGAGACAGCAUCGUCAAUGGACCGAGCCAUGUUGAACCAGAGAUGGCUUUGGAGGGCAGCAGUUCUAUGAAGGCUGCUACAGUAUACGCGAGCGACUUCUUUCAGACUGUGCUUGGACAGUCCCCUGCCGCUGAUACGAGUACGAACGUAAACGCUGCAUUGUCGUCGCUGAAACAGAUGAUCGAGAUUAAUAGCUACCGCUCCAUGGCGGAUCGAAUGCCGCCGAGUCGAAGAGAGACUCAGAAUGAUGGACUACGAGACCUGACAAUGCCGCCUCUGCAGUCGGUCCUCAUGAUUCUCCGAGAAUUGAAAGAAACAAAAGUGGCCACAUUGACCGUAGUCACCCUCUUCAUCUCCAAAGACAGACUUAUCGACUGUUGCCGAGAGAUAUACUUCGCCGUCGACAACUUCUCACUUCCUACAUUCUUGAUCGCCAACGCAACCCUUCGUUAUCUAUUUCAGGAAAAGGCCCAGGCGUCACAGGAUCCGUUAUCUCGUGAGGAAUAUCGCAAGCUGUCUCAGCUGUGUCGGGACAACCUCGAGACCGCAAUGAAUAAGUUCAACGUUCUCGCCCCGCCCAGUCUAGAGAAGGUAGAGGCUUUUAUCUUGGGGGCCAUUUACGCCAUCGAAGUAUCGCAGCCAAUGGUUGCUUGGCAACUCGUAUCUGCUGCAGCAGGGACUUGUCAGACUCUUGGAUGGCAUCAAAUUGUCCCUAAGAUGGAUAGCGCCACUGAUCGGAAAAUCGCUCUCUUCUGGUUUACUUACCUCCUUGACAAGGGUCUAUCUUUGCGGCUGGGUCGACCGGCUGUUAUACACGAUGACGAGAUUACGCUACCGGAAAGAUUUGACAAGGCAGACGUACCAGGCGGAUGGAGGGACUUGCUCACGCAAUGGAUACGCCAUUCUCGACUCGUUGGUAGGGCCUAUCAAGAUCUGUACAGUCCGUCUGCGCUUCGAAAAUCAGCGCAAGAACGUGGCGAGCGAGCAAGGAAUUUAAUGGCAUCACUGAAACGAAUCAUGGAUGAGUCGUUGAUACCACUAGGGAAAGCACACCUGAUGGAACGCAACACUGUGGACUUUGGCUCAGCACCGAAUAGAAUGAUCAAGACAGUUCUGAAGGCUGAUGAGGUAUGGUACUGGACCACUCUGACGUUUAUACGCAGAGCUAUCCCUUCAACUCAAGGCGGGCAUGGUGCCGUUAGUCCUGAGUGUCUGGAGUCUGCUAGGAUGGCCUUUGAAGCGCAUGGGGAGUGCAUGAGGAUGACUGACCCCAGCUCAGAGACAAAGGCUCUAUAUCUGCUAUGGACGAUUAUCUAUACCCCAUUCGUGCCGCUAAUCGUUGUAUUCUGCAAUGUAAUCGAAACUUCCAAUCCAGAAGACAUUCGCAUGCUCGGUGAAUUCUGCGAAUCGCUGAAGCCACUAUGCGGCAUAUUCGAGGCCAUCCAGGAGCUACACGAUCUUUGUCAAGUUUUGUAUAACCUGGCAAUCUCAUACGUCGAAGCGAAAACGCAAAGUCAAGGGGGUCCUGAUAAAAUGGUCGAGGAUGGGUUCGAUGCUCAAUCGAAUGGCACGCAAGGUGCAGUGUCGUUUAGUAGCAGCUAUUUCGAUACCUUUUCUGUGGGAUCGGGUAUUCCGGCACCUCAACUGAAUGAUCAUGUUGCACAGGUUAGGGACUGGAUAUCGGGCAAUAUGCAUUGGAUGGAUGUAUCGCAAGAGGACUUCUCAGAGUUCUUGGCACAAAUAUCAUAG
Molecule: messenger RNA, 2124 nt
Organism: Fusarium verticillioides 7600
Lineage: Eukaryota; Fungi; Ascomycota; Sordariomycetes; Hypocreales; Nectriaceae
Exons: 6
Coding region: 1-2124 (707 amino acids)
Biological process (GO): DNA-templated transcription
Molecular function (GO): DNA binding; zinc ion binding
Source: RefSeq, a predicted model, not a curated record